UCCACAAUAAACAGCAUGCAAAAGCAUGGAACCUGAUGUGGUCCCUCCCUUACGCAAUCAAAAUUCCUGGCCUCACCUCCAAUCCGUAUAUAAACAAACAAUCGCAAGCUCAAAACCAAACAUCCACAAAAAUCAAUUUGCCUGGAAACCCUAGCUUCUCUUAUUUAUUUUCUCUUUCUUUUUCUCGAUCCUUCGAUUUCAGCUUGCAGGUGCUGCUGCUAUCAGCUGAGUUCCAAGGUGCAGUGUGUAAAAGUUCAAAGUUUCUUUUAUGUCCAUACAGGCCAUUCCCUAUUUGGGAUCGAUUGGGUUGUGUGGAGAGUGUUGUCCUUCAGUUAGAAAAAAGAUCAGACCUUUUUCAGACAAAUUUGGCUUUAUGCAUCUUGGAUCAGUUCAAGAACACCCAGAUUUUCAUGGUUGCAGCUGGUUGCAACCUUUUGUGAUUGCAGAAGAUCAGUUAUCUCUCAUACCUUACGAAACUUUAGAAGACUUAACUGCUUCUUAUACCUUGAGUUCCAGCAUUUGCUGCCUGUGACAUUCAGCUAUUUUGUUUUAAAUCGUUGUUGAAGAUGGCUUUGCAGAACAUCGGUGCUGGAAAUAGCGAUGAUGCCUUCUACAGGUAUAAGAUGCCCAAAAUGAUCACCAAGAUUGAGGGCCGAGGAAAUGGCAUCAAAACGAACAUAGUCAACAUGGUUGAUAUUGCAAAGGCAUUGGCAAGGCCUGCUUCUUACACAACCAAGUAUUUUGGCUGUGAGCUUGGUGCUCAGUCUAAAUUUGAUGAUAAAACUGGGACUUCUCUUGUUAAUGGAUCCCAUGAUACUGUUAAGCUUGCUGGACUUCUUGAGAACUUCAUCAAGAAAUAUGUGCAGUGUUAUGGCUGUGGAAACCCAGAAACUGAAAUAUUGAUAACUAAGAAUCAGAUGAUCCAGUUGAACUGUGCUGCAUGUGGUUUUGUUUCAAAUGUUGAUAUGAGAGAUAAGUUGACCACUUUCAUCUUGAAAAACCCACCUGAAGUGAAGAAGGGAGCAAAAGACAAGAAGGCAUUGAGGAGGGCUGAAAAGGAGCGACUUAAGGAAGGUGAGGCUGCAGACGUAGAGCAGAAAAAACUGAAGAAAGAGGGAAAAAAGAAAGGCACUUCUGCUAAGGAAGGCACCAGUAAAGUCAGCUCUAUAAAGAAGAAAGUUGGUGGCUCUGAUGAUGAACACAUUUCACCACCUCACAGUCAAGUUGAUGAAAAGGAAGAGGUUGAUGAGGGUGAGGAUGAUGAUGUGCAGUGGCAAACUGAUACAUCACUAGAGGCAGCCCAGCAGCGAAUCCAGGAGCAAUUGAGUGCUGUGACAGCGGAUAUGGUCAUGUUAUCUACAAAUGAAUCAGAAAAUAAAACAAAAGUGACUAGUAAGGCAAGCAACAAUUCAAAUGGUAUGUCUUCACCAAGACAAGACAAUCACAAGGUCGAGAAUGGCAACUCAGACCUUCAUGAAACCCUAGUUGAGGAGUUGAAAGCAAAUUUGAAGAAAGGUGCUUCUGCAAAUCAAUUUAAGUCUCUCUUGUUUUCUCUUUCUGGUUCUGACCAGGAAAAGAUGAUUGCUCUGUUAGAGGCAAUAUUUGAUGGCAUCGGGAAAGGGUUUGCAAAAGAGGUAGUUAAGAAGAAAAGCUACCUUGCUGCCGCUGCUCAAGAUGAGAUAUCACAGCUGCUACUACUUAAAGCUAUAGUGUCAUUUUGGGGAAAGGCCAGCUCGAGUGCAUUGGAGGAAGUUGCUUUAGUUUUGAAGGCACUCUAUGAUACUGAUGUGUUGGAGGAGGAGUACAUACUGCAAUGGUACCAAGAAGGUCUGAAGGGUGAUAACAAAGGCUCUCAGAUAUGGAAGAAUGCUAAGCCUUUUAUUGAUUGGCUUCAGAGUGCAGAGUCAGAAUCUGAAGAGGAAUGACAUGGUAACUCUUUCUUGCAGGUGGUUGCUGCCAUGGUUGUGUACUUGCAUUUUUUAAGGUGUUUUAUGCUACUAAGAAUAAGAGUGGUCAAUGAGUAAAUUUAAAGUUUGUUUUAGUUAUUUCAUGGAGUGUCGUUUUGUGUUUCUAGUGUUUAAUAUUUGGGUUUUGAUCCCGGAUGUCACCGGUCACAUUGUUGAUUUGGUCUUGGACGGUUGAAUAUUGUUAUCAAAAGUUCCUUCAAGUUAAUUACAUUCUUCCUAAUCAUUUAAGUGUCCGGGGCAGAGCAAAUG
Durio zibethinus is the source of this 2216-nucleotide messenger RNA. RefSeq names its product eukaryotic translation initiation factor 5-like. The record is from RefSeq and is a predicted model, not a curated record. Gene Ontology annotation, biological process: formation of cytoplasmic translation initiation complex; translational initiation. Gene Ontology annotation, cellular component: cytosol. NCBI's taxonomy places the organism in Eukaryota, Viridiplantae, Streptophyta, Magnoliopsida, Malvales, Malvaceae. Gene Ontology annotation, molecular function: GDP-dissociation inhibitor activity; eukaryotic initiation factor eIF2 binding; translation initiation factor activity.